Miscanthus lutarioriparius is the source of this 2472-nucleotide messenger RNA. The record is from the annotation of a GenBank genome assembly. Lineage: Eukaryota; Viridiplantae; Streptophyta; Magnoliopsida; Poales; Poaceae.
AUGGAGGCCAGAGUGACAGCACUGGUUCUGCUAGUGACAGUGUCCUCCAUCUUGUACACCGGAGCUGGCGCCGCCGCCGCCGGCGGCGACGAGCGGGCAGCGCUGCUCGCUCUCAUGGCGGGCUUCGUUGACUCGUUGGGCGCGCUCGCCGACUGGACCGAUGGCGCCAAAGCCUCGCCGCAUUGCAGAUGGACGGGCGUCCGGUGCAAUGCCGCCGGCCUCGUCGACGCGCUCGACCUCUCCGGGAAGAACCUGAGCGGCAAGGUCACGGACGACGUGCUCCGGCUGCCGUCGCUCACCGUCCUCAACCUGUCCUCCAACGCGUUCGCCACCACGCUGCCCAAGUCCCUGGCGCCGCUGUCCAACCUCCAGGUGUUCGACGUGAGCCAGAACUCCUUCGAGGGCGCGUUCCCGGCCGGCCUCGGCUCCUGCGCUGACCUCGCCACCGUCAACGCCUCCGGCAACAACUUCGUCGGCGCGCUCCCCGCCGACCUCGCCAACGCCACGUCCCUCGAGACCGUCGACCUGAGGGGCAGCUUCUUCGGCGGUGACAUCCCGGCGGCGUACCGGAGCCUCACCAAGCUCAAGUUCCUGGGCCUCUCCGGCAACAACAUCACCGGCAAGAUCCCAGCGGAGCUCGGCGAGCUCGAGUCGCUCGAGAGCCUCAUCAUCGGGUACAAUGUGCUGGAGGGAAGCGUCCCGCCGGAGCUCGGCAGCCUCGCCAACCUCCAGUACCUCGACCUCGCCGUCGGACACCUCGACGGGCCCAUACCAGCGGAGCUCGGCAAGCUUCCGGCGCUCACCGCGCUUUACCUGUACCAGAACAACCUCGAAGGCAAGAUACCGCCGGAGCUCGGCAACAUCUCGACGCUCGUCUUCCUCGACCUGUCCGACAACUCGCUCACGGGCCCGAUCCCCGACGAGGUCGCGCAGCUGAGCCACCUCCGGCUGCUCAACCUCAUGUGCAACCACCUCGACGGCACCGUGCCCGCGACCAUCGGGGCCAUGCCGAGCCUGGAGGUGCUCGAGCUGUGGAACAACUCCUUGACGGGGCAGCUUCCCGCGUCGCUCGGCAGGAGCUCGCCGCUGCAGUGGGUGGACGUGUCGUCGAACUCCUUCACCGGCCCCGUGCCCGCUGGGAUCUGCAACGGUAAGGCGCUCGCGAAGCUGAUCAUGUUCAACAACGGCUUCACCGGCGGGGUCCCGGCCGGGCUCGCGUCUUGCGAGUCGCUGGUGCGCGUGCGCAUGCAGAGCAACCGGCUCACCGGCACGAUCCCCAUCGGGUUCGGCAAGCUGCCGUCGCUGCAGCGGCUCGAGCUCGCAGUCAACGACCUGUCCGGAGAGAUCCCCGGCGACCUCGCGUCGUCGACGUCGCUGUCGUUCAUCGACCUAUCUCACAACCACCUCCAAUACUCGCUGCCGUCGAGCCUCUUCACGAUCCCGACUCUGCAGAGCUUCUUGGCGUCAGACAACAUCAUCUCCGGCGAGCUCCCAGACCAGUUCCAGGACUGCCCGGCACUGGCGUUGCUGGACCUGUCGAACAACCGACUCGCCGGCGCGAUUCCGUCCAGCCUCGCCUCGUGCCAGAGGCUGGUCAAGCUGAACCUCAGGUACAACCGGCUCACCGGCGAGAUACCCAAGGCGCUCUCCAUGAUGCCCGCGAUGGCCAUCCUUGAUCUGUCGAGCAACGCCUUGACCGGCGGCAUACCGGAGAACUUCGGGAGCUCGCCGGCGCUGGAGACGCUCAACCUCUCGUACAACAACCUCACGGGUCCCGUGCCCGGGAACGGCGUCCUGCGUUCCAUCAACCCCGACGAGCUGGCGGGCAACGCCGGGCUGUGCGGCGGCGUGCUCCCGCCGUGCUUCGGGAGCCGCGACACGGGCGUGGCGUCGCGCGCUGCCCGCGGCAGCGCGCGCCUCAGGCGCGUCGCGGUGGGCUGGCUCGCGGCGAUGCUCGCCGUCGUCGCCGCGUUCACGGCGCUGGUCGGCGGGCGGUACGCGUACCGGCGGUGGUACGCGGGGGAGUACGGGUACACGCUGAAGGUGGACCAGAAGAGCGACAUCUACAGCUACGGCGUGGUGCUGAUGGAGCUCAUCACGGGUCGCCGCGCGGUGGAGGCGGAGUUCGGCGAGGGGCAGGACAUCGUGGGGUGGGUGCGGGACAAGAUCCGGAGCAACACGGUGGAGGAGCACCUGGACCCGCACGUCGGCGGCCGGUGCGCGCACGUCCGGGAGGAGAUGCUGCUGGUGCUGCGCAUCGCCGUGCUCUGCACGGCCAGGGCGCCGCGGGACCGACCGUCCAUGCGCGACGUGAUCACUAUGCUCGGCGAGGCCAAGCCACGGCGCAAGAGCGGGAGCAGCGGCGCCGCCAGCGGCAAGGACGGCGCCAGCGCCGCCGCCGUAGCCCCAGCCGUGGUGGUGGACAAGGACAGGCCGGUGUUCAGCACCACGCCGGAUUCAGACUACGCCUAG